Thecamonas trahens ATCC 50062 is the source of this 2838-nucleotide messenger RNA. Its product is annotated as cAMP and cAMP-inhibited cGMP 3',5'-cyclic phosphodiesterase 10A. The coding region runs from base 1 to 2832 and encodes 943 amino acids. The record is from RefSeq and is a predicted model, not a curated record. The transcript has 2 exons. Gene Ontology annotation, biological process: signal transduction. Lineage: Eukaryota; Apusomonadida; Apusomonadidae. Gene Ontology annotation, molecular function: protein binding; 3',5'-cyclic-nucleotide phosphodiesterase activity.
AUGGCUGUUCUGUCCCAGUUCCUCACCUCGUUCUCGGCCGUUCUCACGGGCCUUGCCCUGGCGCCUCUGCUCUCUUCGUCCACCGCCAGUCUCGCCCACUCGGCCGCCCUCCUUGCCGCUGCCUUCCUUCCCGAGCCCAAGCCCAAGCCCAAGCCCAAGCCCGAGUCCAAGCCCAAGCCCGAGCCCGAGUCCGUGCCCGAGUCCAAGCCCAUGCAAAAGUCCGAGCCUCUCGUCGAUAUCAUUCCGCCCUCGGAUGGCGAGGACGAUGACAGUGAUGAUGAACGAUCGUUUGCCUCCUCGCACUCGGGCGGAGACGAUGAUCUGUACUCGGAUGUGAUCCACUCAGACGAUGGCUCCAUGAGGGCACUGCCGGUUCCUCGAGACUCGGAGGCUGGCCUGUCUGUUGUUGAGGUCAAGCAGUGGCUGGCGUCACAGCCGCAGCUUGUGGCCGAGGUCACCCACCUCUCGGCAGUGUCGACCAUCGACACGUCGGUGACCUGCCUCGAGCUCCACGCCAAGCUCGCCGGCGCAGUCCGUUCACUUUGCCGCGCCAGCGCUGUGGCGGCGUUCUACUACUCGCGCCCGCGGCGCGGGCUUGUUCCGGUCAAGACCGCCUUUCGCCCAACCAAGUGGCAGCUUGACGCCGGCAUCGUCGGCGAGGUCAUGCGGACCCGUCAGCCGGUGGUGGUUGAUCAACCGAUGGCUCACCCUGCCUUUGACGCUAACUCGGAUUUUUACGGUCUCCAUGAUCCGCUGCCGACCGAGGCGUCGCCGCGGGCCAUGAUGUUUGUGCCAGUCUUUGAGCACGUGCCGUCAACCUCGGGCGCGCCGCCGGUCUCGCGGCUAGUCGGCGUCAUCUACAUGGUCCAUGUUCACGAGCGGACCCCGUUCUCACAGCUCGAGAUCGCCGACAUCUCGCUCCUCGCCAGCCACAUCGGUCCCAUCUUUGAGCGCAUCAUUGCCAAGGAAAUGUCCGAGAAGAAGCGGCGGGUCUCGGUCUCUUGGCGGUCAGCGACGCAGACGGCUUUGCUCAUGGAAAAGGUGCAAGAGUCAGAAGAGAACGCAACCGCGCUCCUUGAUGUCAUCCAGCACAUUUUCUCCGAGCUCCGGCCCGACGAGCUCAUCGCCAAGAUCAUCACCAACGCUCGCCGACUCCUCCGCGCCGACGGCUGCUCCGUCUUUCUCAAAGACGACGAGGAGCUCUACGCCAAGGUCUUUGAGACGCUUGGCUCGCCCAAUGGCGCCGACAGCUCUGCCUCGCCGGCGCUCGGCGGCGGAGCGUCGACCACGUCGGCGGGGCUUGUCCGCGACGGCGCCGAGAUCCGGUUCCCGAUCACGGCCGGCAUCGCCGGUGCAGUGGCGUCGACCGGCAAGCUCGUCAACAUCCCGGACGCGUACGCCGACCCGCGGUUUAACCCCGAGGUUGACAAGCGGACCGGGUACCGGACCCGAUCCAUUCUCUGCGCGCCCAUCCUCGACCAGGAAGGUAAGCUCUUGGGUGUGGCGCAGCUGGUCAACAAGUGCCCGCGCUCCAGCGCCGGCGGCCCGGUCCCGUUCUCGGCGUCUGACGAGCAUCUGCUCGCCGGCUUUGCCAUGUUCUGUGGCAUUGCGCUCCACAACGCGACCAUGAUGGAGCGUGUCGAGCAGUCGGAGCAGCGUCACAAGGUUGCGCUCGAGCUCAUCUCGUACCAUCUGACCGCCAAUGAGGACGAGGUGGCGCGUCUUGUGGCGGCGACCAUCGAGGAUGCCAACUCGCAGCUCUUUGCAGGCAUGGAUAGCUUUGAGUGGUCGCCGCGGCGGCUACUCGCUCUUGAUGGGCUGGACCCCGCGGCGUCCGGCGCGCGACAGGCGUCGGCCAUGGCCCACGUCGGCGCUCGGGCGUCCGAAGCGGUGCAGGCCUCGUUCCGGCUUGUCGUCCGCAUGUUCCUCGACCUCGACCUGCCUGCUCAGUUUGACAUACCGUACGAGGUCCUCUGCCGUUUUGUCAUCACCGUCUGCCGCAACUACCGCGACGAAGUGCCGUACCACAACUGGUGGCACGCCCUCUCAGUCGCGCACACCUUUUACGUCAUGGCGCGGACGAUGCCCAUUGCGCGCUUCCUCCUCCCGCAUGAGGUGCUUUCCAUGCUGGUGGCCACCCUCUGCCACGACAUCGACCAUCGCGGCAAGAACAACGCGUUCAACAAGGCGCAGUCGUCGCCGCUCGCCAAGCUCUACGGCUCGUCCGUCAUGGAGCGCCAUCACUUUUCCCACACCAUGCUCCUCCUCCGCCACGAGUCGACCAACAUCUUCUCCUCGCUCGACUCGGCGACGUACUCCCAGGUCCUCUCGCACAUGAAGCACGUCAUCUUGGCCACCGAUCUCGAGCGCCACUUUCCCAACCUCGCCGCCUUUAAGCUCGAGCUUCUCGGCUCCGACUCGGGCUGCUACAAUGUGCACAACGAUCAUCACCGUAAGAUGCUCUCGGCGCUCAUCAUCUCGGCCUGUGAUUUGUCGGCGUCGACCAAGCCGUGGGACAUCCAGCACCCGGUCACCAUGUCCAUCUUUGAAGAGUUUUUUGCCCAGGGUGACGAGGAGAAGGCCACCGGCAUCACUCCCAUCCCCAUGAUGGACCGCGAAGUCGCCAACAUCCCCGAGCUCGAGCUCGGCUUUAUCGACUACGUCGCUGCGCCCACCUACACCGCCCUCGCCGAUCUUGUUCCAGAGCUCGCCCCCCUUGUCGACGGCGUCUCUUCCAACCGCCAAGUCUGGGACCAGCUGCACAACGAGGGUACCGAGCUCCAUGAGCUCGGCGAUGCCAUCGAGAUGCCCACCCAUCUCCCAACUCUGUGAUAAACA